AUGGUUGACUGGACCGAUGCACAAACCCGUAUCCUUAUUGACGAGCGUAGAAAUAGGAACGAAGAAUAUCACAAUUUGGGAAGGAAUCGAGAUGUAUUUUGGGGAAGUGUUGCUACUAGAAUUAAUAAUGAAGUGCAUGGUUCCAAUUUCCUGGAACAUCAUUGUAAAGAAAAAUUCAGGAAUCUUGUUCGGGACUAUAAUGCGAUGUGUGAAUAUAUGAAUGGAAGUCGAACAGCUCGAAGGAGUCGGGCAGGAGCUAGAUAUUUUGACGAGUUCCGCUCUCAUUUUUGGGAAAGACCUGAAGAUCCAUUCGAUAGAAUCCGUAAUAUGAAUAUUUCUAACCGCAGACGUAGUAGGAGAGGUUCUUCACCAGCACCUUCUAUUGAGGAGGUUGAACGGUACUAG
Funneliformis mosseae is the source of this 405-nucleotide messenger RNA. The record is from the annotation of a GenBank genome assembly. Lineage: Eukaryota; Fungi; Glomeromycota; Glomeromycetes; Glomerales; Glomeraceae.